Molecule: messenger RNA, 321 nt
Organism: Brassica rapa (field mustard)
Lineage: Eukaryota; Viridiplantae; Streptophyta; Magnoliopsida; Brassicales; Brassicaceae
Source: RefSeq, a predicted model, not a curated record
AUGGAUGCUUUUGAGAACUCAAGAAUCUACAAGGAGAAGACUAAAGCUUUCCAUGACAAGAAUAUCCUGAAGAGAGAGUUUAAAGAAGGAGAUCAAGUUCUUCUCUACAACUCUAGGCUGAAGUUGUUUCCAGGAAAGCUUAAGUCAAGGUGGUCCGGUCCUUUCAAGGUCAAGGAGGUUAAGCCAUAUGGAGCAAUAGUUUUGUGGAGCACUGAUGGAAGAGACUUCACAGUCAAUGGACAAAGGGUUAAGCUCUACAUGGCUACUGCACCAGAGGAAGAUGGGGUUUCAACUCCACUGUCUGAUCCUACCCCGGCCUAA